This is a messenger RNA of Schistocerca cancellata (South American locust), 3858 nucleotides long. RefSeq lists its product as uncharacterized. NCBI's taxonomy places the organism in Eukaryota, Metazoa, Arthropoda, Insecta, Orthoptera, Acrididae. The record is from RefSeq and is a predicted model, not a curated record. Gene Ontology annotation, molecular function: growth factor activity. The transcript is spliced from 6 exons. Gene Ontology annotation, cellular component: membrane. Gene Ontology annotation, biological process: hemocyte migration. The coding region runs from base 437 to 1882 and encodes 481 amino acids.
GGUCCCGCGCACAGCGCAGCUCACACCGAUCGGCCGUCCGCUGCCUUCAGUCCGCGCCGCCGAACGCGACACGCCGACGCUCGCGCAACGCAGUCGCGUCUCGACCUUCCGCACAGCCGACACCCGGACCGCGACAGUUCGGAACUGCCACCGUCACUGACCGCGUAGUGCCAAAAUUACAGCACCUUACCAAUUAAUUUUGGUCCGUGAACUAAUCCUUGAGGGACCCAUUUUAUUUCCUCCGUUUCUCAUAUCGCAACCAAACUCGAUUUUAGAAUAAGUUUUGCUGUGUGACGAAUCUUCGUUUACUGUACUAUACCGAAUUUUUUGAGCUAUCGUGACUACAAAUUACCCCCAACACCUUGUAAACAAAGCAGCCAGUACUUGCGGCAAGACUGUACUGCUCCCUCCCCGCUCGCGAGUGACAGUUAGCAAUAUGCGGGGCAACAUGUUGUGGUGUCUCCUCUUCCUGGUGGGGGCGGUUACCGGCCGUCUGUCUCCGCUCGACGAGUUCAUGAAAACACGCUUCGCGACGACGUCCGUGCCAGAAGCGCACCGCUCCACUACCGAAGAGCCCCCGGCACACAACUACUGGGACAAACAGGACAGCUCGUACGAAGACGAUUACUACAACGCCGGGGACGAGGGUACAGUAGCCGGCCACCGGUCGCAGGAAGCCGCCGACUCGUCGGAAGAAUCGGACGAUUACGACGAGGAUAAAUAUAAUGAAGACAAGUACCACGAAGAGGAUAGCGAUGAGGAGGAAGAUGAGGAGGAGGAGGAGGGGAAGGGGUACGGGCCGCAGCAGCUGGGGUCGCGCCGGCGACACGGCGGUCACGGCCAGCGUGGCCACGCCUCCCACCAUGACCCUAUGGACGACUACCUGGUCGAGGACGUCCGUGCCGGAGGAGACGCCGGCGACGACUUUGACGACGACGACGACGACGAGGAGGACGGCGACGUAUCGUCCGAGAGCGACGAGUCGCUGCAGGAGGAAGAUGCAGCAAAAGAUGCUGACGAGAAACAUCUGGAAGAAGACAGCAGGGAGCACGUGCAGAACGACGACAACUCGGCAAGGGGCGGCGGCUACCCCACGUCGUCGUACAGCGAGCACAAGUGGAACACGCUGGGCAGCCGGAAGGCCAUCGAGACGUACCGCAAAUCCCGGCCCGACUCCCGCAUCAACAUCACCUUCAGGAACAAAGAGAACGAGGUGCGGCUGGCGGUGGAGAACGCGCUCCGCGUGAACCGCGAACACGAGUGCCGGUGGCCGGUGCCGCGGCUGGUGCGCGUCAAGGACGUGUUCCCGCAGCCCAACAAGCGCUACAUCCCGCACUGCGCGUCGCUGCACCAGUGCGCCGACGACACCGGCUGCUGCCAUUCCGACACGCUCGCCUGCGUGCCCGCCAAGACGCACCCCGUCUCCCUCUACUUCUACUCGACGACGCUGGGCUCCGGCGCGGGCUACGUGGUGGAGAAGCUGACCUUCUACAACCACACCGAGUGCCGGUGCGAGGACAAGCUGGACGCCCAGAUGCCGCGGGACAUGGCGCUGCCGCUGCACACGUCGCGGCUGCAGCCGCCGGAGAACAGGCGCAGUGUGCUGGGCUCGUGCCGCUGCCCCGCGCACUUUGCUGCCCGCCGUCUCAGCGCCGGCGCCGUCUGCCUCUGCGAGUGCUUCGGCGCCCACCACUACUGCCUGCGCCAGCGCCGCGGCAAGGAGUACUUCUCGCAGGCCGACAAGCAUUGUAUCCAGAGUGGGGAGUGCGCGCUGCCCGGCUGCGAGUACGGCCAGUACCUGCGCAAGGCGGGGCGGUGUCCGCGCAAGAGGGAGCGCCUGAGCGCCUGGAACGCGAUGCACCACCGGCUGUACAACCACUAGGGGCCGCCGUCGCCGGCUGACGCCUCCGCCGAAGAGGUGGGACCAACCACAGGCCGAGCCGGAGACGCUGCCGUGCGCGUGCGGCUCUGCCCGGUGCUCCCACGGACACGAGAAGCUACUUAGCUGCGCAUCUGCCUCACCAUCCCGCCUGCCUACUGCAAGAUGACGGCACCUACCACCGAGAUACGCGGUGUAAUAAGUGGGCAACGUCACAGAGCAGACGCCCAUUUCCAAGUCAGAGACGAGCGUAAAAUUUUUAAACCGUUUACAGAGACCAUCGACAUGUAUUUUAUUGAUCUACAAAUUUCUUAAAUAGCCAGCAGAAAUGAGGUGCUCAAGUGAGGAUGUACUGUUUCUCCUAGGAUAGUAUCUGUCUCAGAGUCUGCAUUAUCGAGCGCUGUUUUAGUAACAACAGCACACAAGGAACAUCAAAAUACCUUCCGGAAGUAAUUCAAUCUCUUCCUUAACAAAGAAUCACAAUUAUUUUCCACCAAUGAGAAUCCAAUAUCACUCUUUUUUAAACAGAAUGCUUCAUAAUCCAACGACUAUUUCUACUCGCUGUACCAGAGACCGACGAGCUAAAAAUAUUCUAUGUUUUGCGUAAUUAUUCUCGGUUAUAUAUAGCCCAUCAGAGAAGUGCUUUGACUAAUAGUUCAAAGACUCCAGCUCACAAUUUCCUGGAGCUCAGUUAUAGUCAUUUGUUACAUUCUCGAAACGCUUAGUACUCUAGCAUUGUCUUAGCUUGUGACUUAGAACGUAGAAUGCAAAUUGUGCGAGUGGAAAAGCUCAACGUAAAGUGCUUGUGUGAGCGAAACUUUUUUUUUCCGAAAGUGCAUUUUUUUUAGGAGGAACGUAACGCUGUUCCAUGAACAAGACACAUUGUGAUAUAGUACUUAAUUCUUAGUUUCUGCGUGUGUAAGUGUGCUUGUGAAUGUGUGUGUAGUGGAAGAAGGAAGCUGUGUGAAAUAGCAACCCACACGGCUUCUCAGUAAUAUUUACUAGUCUUUUAUAUGGUUUUUAGGCUUCAAGUUGUAGGUGAUACAGCCAUUUAUUUAAAUACCUCAGUUCUCUAGAUUUGUAGCUUUUAGGAAAGCAUACUUUUUCGUUUGUUGAAAUACUAAAGCAGCUUACCGUAACCGCUAGUCUAACACAGUUUCACAAAGGUGCUGUAAACCAUACGUUAUACGGCACUUGCAAAGAGCUUACCUAAAUUAUAUCACUACCAAAAACCGAUCGAGGAAAAAAAAUUGCUGCUGUGUGAAAAUAUGGUGCCAUUAUUGCAAUAAUCAUAGAUGUAUUAACACUUUAUAUUACCAUAUAUGUAAUUAACCCUUGUACAAAGCACAGUUUUGUAUAUCACUAUGCAUUUAUAGAGGACAGAUUAACAAGUCAAUUCAACACAUCGUAAGUUAUAACAAAAAAAUCUAUGAUACUUAACAAUUAAGCUUACAAUUAUUAACGUAUCACUAUUUACAGAGAAAGAGAAAAUUUGAUGACGAAAAUGUAAACAAUAACACAGUAAUACAAACGUAAUACAGAACAGAAGUGGCCAGUGCCAGUAAUGGAAAACUACCUCAAAAAUAUUUGCAUAGAUCCAGUUUCAUAAGAUUAUUCAAACUCUCAGCUCGUGCAGAUUUAUUUUUAAUGCUACUCACCUUUAAGGUGAGGGGUAGAAACCAGUUAGGCCUGGUAUUGCUACGAAACAUGUAUGGAGAUUAAUUACAUGUAGACUGCUGCAGGAAAGAGAUCUAUUAGCAUCUUAGAUCUCAUACUUCUUUUUAUAUAUGUAAAAACAAAAAUUUACAAGUUUUUCUACAUAUUUAUAGGCUUGGUUUAUAUAUAUAUAUAAAAUCCGAACGAGAUAUGAAAUCAAAAUAAAUGAACAUUAAAAAAUACCAAAACAUUUUUAUCGUCUGUAAGAAGUUUCAGUUUAAGCAAUUACAUUAUUUUAAAUUUGUACUGUUUGUUGUAAUCAG